UGCGGUUGACGUUGUCAAGAUGCAAAGUCUCAACGAUCCCUAACAAAAUAUGAAGCAUAUUUAUUCAAAUCAGAGUUAUAUAUUGAUCUUCAUAAAAUAUUAAAGCUACUUGAGUUUCUUGUGGGAUUCAGAGAGAUGAUAAUGGACGUCGUGUUUGGCGGAGGAGAACAUUGACGAAGAAGGACGAUAUGUUGCGUUACAAAAUGCAAAGAGUUCCAUUUGUGGAGGAACAAGUAAGGAAGAUAAGAGAAGUUGGGAAAGUAAUGACAAUGGACAUAGAGCAGCUGCUUUUGAGGGAAGACAAUCGGUUUGAAUUUGUCAAUAGUGUAGCAGCUGAAGCAACAGAGUACGUGGAAAAGAACAGAGACGAAUAUGGAGGUUCCAAAAAAGCCAUCUUUCAUGUUCUGAGCAACCGUGUGAACGAUCUCGGUUUUGAUCGCCCUGAGGCUUAUGUAGAAGCUGAUCCUUACAAGCCCGGUCCUGGCUAUUUGUUGGAGUAUUACACUUGAGAUCUUAUAACAAGAGUUUCAAUGUUCUUCACACCUUUGUUGUUGUAUUACCAAACCAAAUCAAUGCAUUCACAGCUU
Molecule: messenger RNA, 587 nt
Organism: Arabidopsis arenosa
Lineage: Eukaryota; Viridiplantae; Streptophyta; Magnoliopsida; Brassicales; Brassicaceae
Source: the annotation of a GenBank genome assembly